AUGGACGACCUCUCCUUCCUUGACACGCUCGGCGACCACGGCGCCAGCGAUGCUACCCUGAAAGCCGUACUCUCCAACGGUCAUGUAUACCACAUCUCGGACCGCAUCUGCCCUUACAAAUUUCUCGACACCUGUCCGUUGCUGUACCAUGCUUUCGAGUAUGGCUUUCAGGCUCGCCCCCAGGCCAGCAUCGACGCCCCUUCAAGAACAGCCAUCAUCUCACUCCUACGGUACUGCUAUACGGGCAGCUAUCUUACCGUGGACGCCGAAUAUCUACCUAUCCACCUUCUUCUACAUGCCGAAAUAUACAAGAUGGCAGAAGAUUUCGAUGUUCCCGAGCUCCAGCUUCUUGCGCAUGGCAACUUCUCUUGCCAAAUCGAUUGCGCUUGUGCUCUCCCGACCCCUCCUUCGGAUUUGCUCGAGACGAUUCGGUUCAUUUACCAGAACUACGCCGACUACCCAUCGCGCCAUGAGCAUGGUCUGGUAAACAACCUUACCAACUACUGUAUCUCGAAUUUCUUUUAUCAUAAACUUGGAGCGAAUGCAGAUUUUGCGCAGGUCGUUUCUGAAAUUCCGGCAUUUCGUCAGGAUCUUUGCCGAACCAACAUAGAAAGGAACUUCCAGGAUGACUGUGCCUUUGAGAUCAUCCGACUCGCGCUUGAUACCCCUCAAGUCCACUCUGGCAUCUACCCAACACUGCUUGCCUCGAGAGACCUACCGCAGGAGAUGCUGUUCGAAAUCCCACCUAAUUCUCCUCCUGCGUCGUCGAACCCUGUCAUUCUCGGUGCUAUGGCGAUUGUCAAAGAUGAAGACUGCAGGAGCAUUAGCGACAUCAUAAAUGAAGCUAUGGGGGCAGACGAAUCGAUGGACUCAGACAGCACAAGUGGAUCCGCCGCCACUACACUUGUUCACCGGCCUAAGAAUUUACGGGUGGUCGAUGUUUCAGAUUCAGAGUCUAAUUCAUCAAGCGACGAGGACGGAUUCGCCUUGGUCCAUCGACCCAAGCCGCUUGCUCAACCUACACCCGACGAGCCAAUGUCGAGUCCCAAGUUGAUCCCCUUCACCCCAGUCGACAUCCUAGCGGCGACCGGCAGCGACUAUCCUAGCGACGACGAGUGGGAUAUGCUUCGUUGCCGUCCACCCCCCUACUCUAUCCUGAACCCGCGCGACCGCCUGAUAGUCCAGCACCCCUCACCUGCAAAUAUCCUCACGCAGCCACAAGGCCACUCAUCUGCGCCAACGCCAGCCAACGCCACUUCAAAUGCAGCCCAACAUACACGGAAACACAUCUCAGAGGCUGGAAACGCAAAUAUCAGCCAUCUUCGCACACCAUCCACCCCUAGCCUCCGUUCAGCAAUAAACGCAAGCCAAGAAGACAUGCAAAACUCCUCAGACUGCAUCAAGAACGACAUCCACAACAACCACCUACUGCGACAAACUCCUCCAGAAUGCCAGUUACAAUCUAAAUGCUCCACUUCCGUGCCCGAUACACACCAACCCCCACCACAUCGCAUGUCCUCACCUACUGUGGUCAAGAAAUGCACGCACUGCCACAGCGAUCGGGAGACGUUCGAAUUCCCAUCAUCGACCCCGACAGCACGAUGUCAGCAUCCGAAUACGACGUGCUCGUACUGUCUGCACAAUAUCAUUCUGCAAGCUGUUAACAUGAGAGGGUGGGAUGAUGUGCGUUGCGAAGAGUGUUGGACGCGACUUUCACUGAGUGAGAUACAAAAGGGUGUUUUGUUGUGGAUGGAGAAGGGGUGA
Messenger RNA from Cucurbitaria berberidis CBS 394.84, 1764 nucleotides. RefSeq lists its product as uncharacterized. NCBI's taxonomy places the organism in Eukaryota, Fungi, Ascomycota, Dothideomycetes, Pleosporales, Cucurbitariaceae. The transcript has 3 exons. The record is from RefSeq and is a predicted model, not a curated record. Bases 1 to 1764 code for a protein of 587 amino acids.